AUGGAAACCGAAUCGAAAGUUGUGAACUAUGAUUUUGACGAUCCUCUGUUUGGUGGGUUUGAAGAUCCCAUGCCAGACGAUUUAUGGGAACCCAGUACGGAGAAUACCACGACCAUUGUACACACAGAGCCGGCACCGGAAACUUUAUGGGAUCCAGUUGACCACGAACCCGAUCAACCGGAACCAACUAUUCCAAAUGCUAAUGUGACUCACGUACCGGACCAAUCCCAAUCCGACGCAGACAUACAUUUCGAUAUGGACGUGCAACCGCAAAUCGAUCAACGCAAAUCUCCUACACCGGUUCUCGGAAAACAAAUGCAACAGUUGGGCGGGGAUUUCGUAACCCCUUCCGUCCCGGAUGAAGCGAAAUCGAAACCCAGAGAAUCACCCAAACCUCCAGCAGAUAUAGAAAAAUCGAUGGAUGGGGGCGCAGACAAACGAGAUUCUCCAGAAGUGCCACAAACCGCGCCUGAUGCACCGGCGGCUCAUGAGACGGGGACUUUGAAGAGUAAAAACAAACGACGGAAACAUAAGAAAAGGAAAACUCAGUCAUAG
Messenger RNA from Echinostoma caproni, 555 nucleotides. The record is from the annotation of a GenBank genome assembly. Lineage: Eukaryota; Metazoa; Platyhelminthes; Trematoda; Plagiorchiida; Echinostomatidae.